This is a messenger RNA of Didymella exigua CBS 183.55, 3276 nucleotides long. RefSeq lists its product as uncharacterized. Gene Ontology annotation, molecular function: protein binding. The record is from RefSeq and is a predicted model, not a curated record. NCBI's taxonomy places the organism in Eukaryota, Fungi, Ascomycota, Dothideomycetes, Pleosporales, Didymellaceae. Gene Ontology annotation, biological process: endoplasmic reticulum unfolded protein response. The transcript has 2 exons. Bases 401 to 2842 code for a protein of 813 amino acids.
CGAAUUUCUCUCUUGACUGUCGUCAACCGUCUCUUCUGGCGGACGGCGGGCAGAGGGAUGACGCACGGGAAGCAAGACAUGUUUUCGCCCACCAAUGACGCCGAGGCGGCGGCCGCGAUCGCCUCGGGAGAGCUCGACGACCACGCAACCUCGCCGCGUCGCGAGCGAGCUGUCUGGCAGUAAUUAAAGUCGGCGUGGCCUUUUACCUGCUGGUGGUCACGGCAUUGCCUGCUUCCUCGUUCCUGCUGCACUUCUAGCGCUCGGCUUUUCCUGCAUUCACUCUCGUGUCGCAAAUGGCAAUAGGGCGCUGACGGCCGAGCUGUUAUCGCAACGUAUACAAUCACGCAACAGCACCAACACUCAGUCAACCUCACACCUCCUGCGCAUACAGCGCGACGCCAUGGCACAAGACACGGUGACGCUCAACUUGAAGGUCUUGUCGCCGUCCAGCGAGGUCGAGGGCGGCAUCCUCCUGCAAGACCUCGCCGCGUCGACCACGGUGAAGGAGCUGCGGCUCAAGAUCCAAGAUGCGGUGCCGUCGAAGCCAGGCCCCGAGCGCAUGCGCUUGAUCUACCGGGGCAAGGUCGUCGCAAACGACGCUGAUACGCUGGAGACGGUCUUUGGCGCAGACAACCUUCGCGAAUCUAGAGACCAAAGCUUGCAUCUGGUACUGCGGGAGCUGCCACAGACUCCACAGAUGUCGUCUACGCCAGGCCCACGCACGGCGACCGCCCCGCCCGAUCCAUUCCGUCCAGCGCAAGCACCGCUCCCAGCGAGUCCCCUCCAGACGAACCCGUUCCGAGCCAUACCACAGCCUCGACCAAACGCGCAACCACAGGCUGUCCCGCAGCAGCAGCCGCAGCCGCAGCCACAGCCACAGCCACACCACCGCCACCAUGCCCACCACCAUGCCCACCACCCACAUUUCCACCAUCAUCACCACGUGCAGCAGCCUCUCAACCCGCUCGGCCCCAUGGGCGCCAUGCCGCUUCCGCCACAGAUGCAGCAGCAGAUUGCCCAGGCAUUGGGCCAGCGCGGCGCUCCCGUUGCCACUCCAGCUGCAGACACGCCGACGCCGACGCAGCCAGCCGACGGCAGGACGGUGCGGCAAGAGGGAAUUGGUCCCAAUGGCGCGCGUUGGUCUGUCACAUACAACGACUUCACCGCAAACAUACCCUUGCGACCCGGCCAGCCGACGAUGCCGCGGCCUGUGCCAUUCGCCAUCCCGCCCCGUCCGUUUGGCUCACCAGCGCCAGGUGGCGUGAAUGUGCCUCUGGGCUGGCUUCUACAGCGGCUUCGAGCAACUCUGCAGGAGGCUGCUCGCGAAGUGGACAAUGUUCGAGUUCUGCUCGCUCCUUCGGCUGUGGAAGACGCACUGUCGAGCGCACAGUCUCCCUCCGGUUCCGCAACGUUUCCAAGCUGGCGCGCUGAGCGCAUCCGAGAGCAUCUGCGCACCAUCACCCACAACCUGAACAUGGUAGAGAGCGGCCUCUCUGACCCAGCCAUGCAGCUCAAUACGGACGUGAUUGCACUGCGACAGACGGCUGGCGAGGUCCGGAUGCAGGCCAACGAGUUCAGCAGAAGGCUGGAUGCACAGGAGGCCAGGACAGCAGCUGAGCUGACACAGGCUACAUCACCAAGUGCAUCGACCGCCGCCGCAUCCGAUCCUUUGCUCGCAACAGCGGCAGCUGCCGCUCGGACGCUACCUUCUGCUGCCGCUCGGACGCUGCCUUCUGCUGCUCCUCAAGAGCUGUUCCUCCUGUCAAGCCCUCAAGGGCUGGUCGGUGUACUGUUCGAUCAGCGAGGGACCUACACAACCGCCCCUUUUACCUCCAGCCUCUCUUCGCAGACAUUCGUCGACCAGUUCAACCAGAACCGCCAGCUCAUCGCCAGCCUUGGCCAACAGCUUGUGCAGAGCUCACACAACCUGCACAACCAGCUGGGUGGUGUCCAACCGACCCCAGCCCAACAGCCCGGCCUGGCGCAGCCAGAACAGCCACCUUUUGCCGUGGACGAGGCAGCUGCUCAACACGUGAUCCAAAACAUCAUCCAGAAUCGCGACGAGCGCCAGGCUGCCAACGGCGCACAGCCCGCUGACCCAGACGCGCCCGCUGACAACGACCGCGUCGUCAACGUAGCCGGCCACCUUUGGCUCAUCUUCAAGCUCGCGUGCUUCGUCUACAUCUUCGCCGGCGGAGGCGGCUGGUACCGCCCGCUGAUGCUCGGCAGCAUCGCAAUCGUCGUGUACAUUGCGCAACUCGGCGUCUUCGAAGCGCAGUUCAACGUCGUCCGAGGGCACUUUGAGGCCCUGCUUCCCAACGCCGAGCGCAUCGCGCAGCGCCGCAACGCGACGCCGCAGGAUGCGAACGCAGCAGACGCACGCCGCAACGUCACGCCUGAAGAGGCUGCGAGGCGCCUGCUCCUGCAACAGCGCGAUAACCAGUUUGGAUGGGUGCGCGAGACGAUGCGCACGCUCGAGCGCGGCGUUGCCAUCUUCGUGGCUAGUCUGUGGCCAGGCAUCGGCGAGCGCAUGGUGCAUGCGCAAGAGGAGAGGGAGAGGCUGGAGCGCGUCGCUGCGAGCGAAGCGCGCGAGCGACAGGAGGAGGAGCAGCGGAGGCGGGCGGAGGAGGCGGAGAAGGAGGCUAGUCAGCCCGCCGGGGGAGAAAAGGAAAGCGCAGCUGAGAAACCGCCGCUGCAGAGGUCCGCCACGCAGACUCUCAGCGAGGACUUCAUGGAGCAUGCACCGAGCGAGACGCACGGUGGUCCUGUGACGGGUGCGAGCGCAAAGGGCAAGGAGAAAGCUGCCUACGUUGACGAUGACGAUGCCGCCUCGUCUUCCUGAUUGCGCCUUCGUUUGUACAUGCUGUCUGAGCGAUUCAUUCAUGUAGACAGUAAUUCCCAGACUCGUCACCAUGUCAACAAAUCAUCUGACCAGCGUCACUCACUCGCACGGCCCGUAGUGCUUCAGACAAUGAUGUCCCCAUCUCAAACCUGAAGCCUCGCUCCAAGCAUCCCUCCCCAUGCUAAGAUAUCGAUUCGUUUCAUGUUUACACGCUGCAGCGCCACCAAAUACGCUGCUGUCUUCGCCCUGCGCUAGCCUGGAGUGGGUGAAGCGUGGGUGAAGCGUUUCAUUAAGCUUUUCUGACGGCGCUGUGGGAGGCUGGGCGCGCUUGCGGACAGAUGCAUGCAUAAGCAAGGUGCGCUUUUGCGCUGUGUGUGGGUGCUUGGGUGCUUGGGUGCUGGGGUUGUGGUUGGCGGUGGGCUGGCGAGGCUGCG